UGUAAUAUGAUGUAACCAAUUUGAAACGGGACGGGUGGAUACAGCUUUAGGGAGCGGGAGAGGGAUAGAAGAUCCGGUGUCAACGCUGAUUGUAGCGGUGGAGUGCGAAGGGAACGUGCUACCGUGCGUUCUACUAUUUAUAAUCAAAUCGGGCGCGUCUGUGUGCGUGCGUGUUUACGCUAUGCACCGCACCACUACACGGAGAGGGGCCGAGCGAGGCAAUGAUGUGCACGAAGUAUUAUCCCUUAUUACACGAUUUGCUUCCGCGCUGGACGCACGUGCAAGCCGACCUGUUUACCCGGGCUGUUGCGCGCACUGAGUUUGUUUACAUGCAGCGACAAUGCAUAGUGCGUUAGUUGGUGCCAUUGUGUCAUCGACCGUGCGCGCUCCGACGCUGUGACGAGUGAAUCACGGACGCUCGUACUAAUUGUUCGCGUAAAACUUUGUGAACAAGAACUCAUUUGUGAUCUCCAUUAGCCAAAUUGUGAAGACACCGGUGUACGGUGAAGUGAACUUGUUUGUGCAAGAUUGACACUAAAUUUUUCAAUAACAAUAAACUUUAUAAAACAAAAAUUAUUUUCGUCGAAUUGAAGAUUUUAAAAUUUAAUAUUUUUUUAUUGAGAGGGCAACACCAAAAACCGAGGAGAGGUCGAACCAUAAAAGACCAUAGCAUUUAUGCAUACAAAAUUCAUUGUGAAUCCGAGAUUCCAUCGUAGAAGACAAAAAUGGCAAUAGCAUUCAACUUACCGAGCGAGCGAGAAGCUAACGACGAGAACUUCUCCCGGUUGAACCGCCUAUUGGCUGAGCUAUACGAGGUGUUGUGCCACAUCCUGGUCUCCCGCCAGCCUGGCCCUGAGGCCCAGGAGAGCAGGCGAG
Molecule: messenger RNA, 876 nt
Organism: Manduca sexta (tobacco hornworm)
Lineage: Eukaryota; Metazoa; Arthropoda; Insecta; Lepidoptera; Sphingidae
Gene: Ibm1
Source: RefSeq, a predicted model, not a curated record